GUACUGUACAUGUACGCUCUGGUAUACUUGCAGCGCGCAACCAGGGGCGAGAGAAGGCGGAGAGAAGGUCUGGCAGAAAUCCCCCCAUUGGGCUACAUAGGCAUAGGCAUAUUCGCCACACAAACACUCCCACCUACCACUAUUAUACAUACUGGGUCAGCGGGUUUGGCUGUCGUUCAUCUCAUAUUCGUUUCAUCUACUUCUCGAAGUUUCAUCUGUAACUUCAUUGCACAUGAUGUACGCCCUCGAUGGCUUUCAACAACAGCAACACGGUCAACCACCCAUGCCCUCCAGCGGUGCCGGCGAACAGCACCAUCAAGGGCCAGGAGGGCUCGCCGCAGCUUCCACUUCAUAUGCGGAACAAAAUCAGUACUCUGAUUAUUCCAACCAACCACCAGCGACAGAUUAUAACUAUGGGUACGACUCGGGGUACUCAUAUGCCAACGGCAACUACGCGCAAGGUAAUGCGAUGACGGACUACACAUCACCACAGACAGCCCACGGACCGCUGCCUCCGAUGGGCGACGACAACAUCUACUACGACAAUGGAGACAAGCAAGCGCAAUCGGGCUUUGACAACGGCUUCGACAGGGUGGUGUAUCAACAGGACCAGGCCGUCGGUAACGAUGGGGCCGGCUCCUUGAACAUCGACCACGUCGCUCCUCCGCUACCCGUUUCGCAUCUCCACCAUUCGGCACUAGCUAAAACGGUCAGCAGUGGCGUCGGCCCCACGUACAUCCCGGAGGGCAGGGAUGCCAGCGGGGGUCAAUACCGCAUCGUUCCAGUGAGGUCACGAUUGUUCGCAUCAUACCCAUGGGCGAUCGAGGGAUUCAUGCUGUCUGAUGACGAGAAGUUGGUAUCGUUGCCAUUCGGUCCUGCAAGCUGGAGAUGGCAGCUUGUGAUAUACCCAAAAGGAGCAGGGGAUGGCGCGGGAACGCAUAUCAGUGCAUUCAUCCGCCCUUUGAGAAACGAGUCGGAAGCUGCGGCGCGGGAUGCGUGGCAUCGGCCGAUCACAGAGUUUACAAUCAAGAUACGGAGAGCGAUUCCCGGUUCGCCCAUAGUCGGGAUCCCAGAUCCGUCUGAGGACUUCCUGGUCGCCGAUACAUCCGAAUCAUCAUUCACCGGUUUCUCUGCUUCCAUGUCGGGUUGGGGCUUUCCCGAGCUGUUGGACAUCCAAAAUGUAUCCGACGCCAUUUCAUACGACGGUACGCUAAAUAUUGAGGCCGACGUUGUCGGUGAACAGUCCGUGGACUGGGCUGUGUAUCAGUACAAGUGGGACAUUCCGAGUUUCCUUCAGUUGACUGAAGACGAAACCAUGUCCGAACCGUUUGGUCCACCGAACUACCAAUGGAAAAUCCAGAUAUUCAGACAAGGAAACAAAGACGGCGCUGGGUCUCAUCUUUCCGCUUACGUGCUUCCUGUUAAGUCACAGACCGAGUUGACUCUUGGCGCUGCAUGGUCACGUCCAAUCGUUUCUCUGACGAUGAAGUUAGUAGCCGGCGAGAACCAAACGCCACUGACCUCCAAAACCAUCACCGGGGGCUUCAUCUUCACGGACGACAAUCUGGAUUGCGGAUGGCCGCAGCUGAUAGAGCUGGCAAAGCUGAAUGAAUCGAUGGACUGGUAUGCCUCCCUCUCGGUGAUUAUUGAAGUGACAUGGGAUCCGUCGUACGACCUGCGAGGUUCGGAUCUCGGACGCGCUCGUCACCAUAUUGCGACAUCCGCAGCCGAGUGGAAAGCUGCCAGGGAUAGGCUCGAGGCUCUGAGCCAAGAAUUGGACUAUGCUGGAGGGGAGCUAGUCAACCUUCGAUCAGCACUGGCUGCCGCUCAUAGCGAGCUGAGCGCUCUCCAGGAGACUUCUCGCACCUCCGAACAACAGCUUCAUGACACCAGAACCCGGCUGCAGACAUUAGGCAACAUUGAAGCGCGAAUGGCUGUCGUUCAAAAGGAACUCCUCCAGGCGCAUAAGAGGGUUGAAGAGGCCAAGGAGCUGGAGCAGCGAUACCAUCUGGCACGGGAAGAGUUGGCCUUGGCGCGGGAGUCCCAAGAGCAGGCCGAUGCCCUGAAAGUGAAGAUCGCGGGGGUCAAGCUGCGGAUUGCGAGGUUGAGGUUGAUAAUGGAGCAAGGCGCUGAGAUACCUCCAGAAAUCCCCGAUGCUGGUGAUGACGAGGAUCCGGCUACGAUGAGAGCGGAGAUGCUGCUUAUGAAGUCGAAAUUGUUCGAAAUAGAACAGGAUUUGGUCGCGGCUCGUGCAGACGCCGACGCCAAAGCGCGCGCACUUGCCGACGCCACUAUCGCCGGCUCUCUGUACGAUGACGCCGGUCAAUCACAGAGCAAUGGCGAGGAGCAGUCCUUAUUGGACUUAAUUCAAGGACUGAGACGUGAGAUCCUGGUGGUGCGCGGUGUGCUACUGGAAGUGGAAGAGCGACCGACCCAUACAAUCGCUGACCGCGCCGCCCUAAGCGCCGAACUCGCUAUGGUUCAGGCUGAGCUAGAAGUUGCUCGCGCGACCUUCUUAACUCUGACCUCUACCCGCGCCGAGGAAAUAGAAGCAGACUCCGAGCUUACGAUCGAAGCAGAUAUUGUAGGAACCGAGCUCACCAACGUCCGCGCGGACAUGGCUGCCAAGCGCCAGAGCCUCGAAGAGGGUUCUGACAAUGCUGAUCAGCGAAGCGCCGUGUUCGAGGACCGGGCAACUUCGCCUAUUCGCCUGCAUGCCCCGCCACUUCCAUACGGGAACGCCGCCGAGUAUGGAUUCACACAGAGCGCAGAGCGUGAUGGACUGGAUGCUGUCCCGCUUCCUGCCGGGAUCCCGCCGCCUCCCUUCGGCAUGAGCCUGCAUGCCCUUCACGGCAACGAUGACACUGCGACCGAAUUGGCGCAGACGCACGAGGAGCUCUCUUACACGCGAUCCGAGCUCGAAGGCGCACAGAACGAAUUGAGCCAUGUUAGGAUGCAGAUGGACUCCGCGCGGCAGAUGCUGGUCAGCAACCCUACCAGCUCUAACGCAGAGGAGGUGCUACGGAUGCUGUUCGGCCAUAACCUUCAGUUCAUGGCGGAUAUCGCUCCUCCCACCGCUGCUUUUGGCCAGCCCGUCGCGGCCGCUGCUUCGACUACCAGCUGGGACCCCGAGUUCUGGCCCAUCGAGCAGUACUCCAAACAAGCAUACGGCCAGCCCACGAAAUCUCGCAGCAUUUUCUCAUCCUUCCUCAGCUUCACAACCCUCUUCCUCACCGCCUGGUUCAUCACCUACUCGACCAUCUACGUUCUGUGCUCCCCGAGCCACCUACGCGCACAUCAGGGUGCCCCUUACGACGGCAUGUGCAAGACCGUCGUGCCUGGCUGGAACACGAUGAUGGGCACCUGGCACGGCGCGGCGGAGAAGUUUGUAGGCGAUGUAGCGCCCGGGAUUGGGCAGGGGUUGAAAUGGACCGCGAAACGUGGGAAGGUUGCUGUUAGGGUUGUGGGGAGGAAGGUGGGUGAGGGGAAAGCGUGGUGGGAGACUACGUCCGCCGCUGCUGUUGAUGAGAAGGCAGAGAGCGAGAUUUUGCGUGAUGAUUCCGCGGUGCGUAGCGGUACCGGUGCUGAAAAGAAUGAAGCUAGUCAAGCUACCUCUGUCGACGACUUGCCUUCCCAAGUCAGUCCGGGGUUCACGACUGCCACCGUACCGUACGGCACGGAAAGCAUCGUUACCUCUGCGCCUCCGCAUAAGCGGACCGAGCUGGCUCCUGUAUCCGGAACCACGGGAGUUACGCCUUCUGAAUCGACGGAAUCUGCAGGCACCGUGGUAGCUGAAGCGAAUGCCGCUGAGGUCACGACUGGCCAGCCUGCGUAUGCGAGAGGUAGCGGCGCCGAGGAAGUCUUUCUUAAGGGCUCAGAAAGUCAACAGCCUGUCCAAGACUCGCCUGCCGGAGCGGUGUCCAAAGACAACCAGUCUGACAUCGUACUCGCUGCCGAGAGCGUUACUCACUCACAGACAAUCCAGCCUAACCCCCCGGUGUCGACGCCGUCCGUUCGACAGCCUGUGGCCACCGAGCCAGGCAGAGUUGCUACACCUAUCGAAAAGGAUAACAUUGCUCAGAACACCCCCGCAGCCGAAGCUCAACACAUCCCGAUCCGAGACAUCCCCAAAUCGGUAAUCAGCAGCGCGGUUUCCGUUAUCAGCGAAGGCUCCUCGCAAGUCAGUCGGGCCGCUCAUGACGCCCGGGAGACGAUUGGCGCUUAUGCUCGCCACACUGCUGAAGCACAAAUCAAGGACGUCAGGGACGAAAGUACGGAUGCGGAAGCGAACACCACUCCUAUUCGCGAUAUCCUGAAAGCGGCAGCUACUGAAGCCGCACCGGUCGUAAGCGCGGCACAGGAUGCUGUGCCUAUUCGCGGAAUCCCGCAAGCGGCAGCUACUCAAGCCGCACCGAUCGUUAGCGCUGUGAAGGAGGCUGUGCACGAAGCGCAGGCGAGUCUGGCUGGCACACCGAUCCCUGAUGCACGCAAACAAGAUACCGCGCAGUCUCUCCCGACGGAACCGAAACAUGCUCCGCCGGCUGCUGCUGUCACCAAAAUAGCGUCGGUGGUCAGCUCUGCGGCAUCCGCUGGGACGGAUGCGGCGAAACAAGUUUUGGAGGAUGUCAAGACAAGGGUCAUACCGAACGCCGGCGUUGAACCGGCUGCUGCGUCUAAAUUCCCCGAUUCGACACAGACCGGAGAGGACCCGGUUUACUCGUCUGAUAUCCCACCCGUCCCGGAAAUACCCAAAGUAGCGCAACAGCAACAUGAAUCAGCGCGCACCGCACCUCUGGCUGGUGGGGCGCAGAGUGAGCAGGAAAUGAACCAACGCGCACCCCCGGUCCCGCCACCUGUCCGACGACGGGCACGCGAUGUUGAGCAUGUCGCAGAGGAUGGUCGCCAGCACCACGAGCAGGAAGUGAACGAACCCGCAUCGGGGGCGGCAUCGGUAGCAACGGACGGAGAUAUGCUUAAUGCCCCACCGCUCAAAGAAGAAGGAACGACGGUCGGAACUGAGUCAACUGAAUCAGCACCACCGCCGGUGGCGAAGGAACGAACCGUGCCGGUGUUAGAGAUACCCGUGUUACCUCCCCCACCGCCACCGGCACCUGAAGUGGCGAACGUGAACGUGGGACACCCAGCUGUUGCUCCUGCUUUGGCUGAAGCAGACGAGAUUGUGGGAGGAGUGAAUAAACAGACGGGAAGCACCGUCGCGGCGGCAGACGAUGUGGGGACGGGACACGAGGAAGGGGUGGUUGACCCUGCAAGUGAGCCGGCCCACGCGCACUCCCAUGCCGGUGAUGCCAGCGGAACAGCAGGAGAAGGAGGGAACAUCCCUGCAGUACCCCCUCAGCAAGGGGAGCACGACGCGACAGCAGAUCAUGGCCCGCGGGCAGCGGUAGCGCACGAGACAGGAACGGAACACGUCGAAGACGAGCUCUGAGAACAAGACGACGGAACAAGCAUAGGGUAUUUUGGGACGGGAUUUUUCCGACGGGAGUGCAAGCAGGGGGAAAAGCGUAGUUUAUUCUGUCAUCUCUGCCACUCGCCGCAAGACAUCAUGACCGGAACUGUUACUUGAUGUAGUAGAAACCAUACACUUUUUUAUUCAGCUUUGUGUAAUGAGGAACACUGAUACCUGUACGAA
Molecule: messenger RNA, 5650 nt
Organism: Fimicolochytrium jonesii
Lineage: Eukaryota; Fungi; Chytridiomycota; Chytridiomycetes; Spizellomycetales; Powellomycetaceae
Exons: 3
Coding region: 233-5446 (1737 amino acids)
Molecular function (GO): protein binding
Source: RefSeq, a predicted model, not a curated record